AUGGCGUCUUAUGGAAAUGGUAUUGAUGAAGAAUGGAUGAAUCUGAGCUCAAUGUUCUCUUGUGAUCAAGAUUCCAGUCAUUUCGCAGGCCAUGGGUUGUUCUCAGAUUCUCAUCCCUACCCAUGCCAAGAUAUUUUCCAGUUUUGCGACUCUGAAACACCUACAAAUAAUGUGUCCCAUCAGUCUAAUAAGGAUCUAUCUACGAUGGAAGGUGACAGUAGCAAUUACUUGUUUCUAGCUAAGGUGUUUUCUGAUGAUAUAAUGGAAGAAAUACUUUGUUUGAAACAAGAUGAGGAGAUGGAGAAGGGUAAAAUGGACCACUCCGUUAUCAAGAGGAAAUAUGAAAUGCUUGAACUUCCCACUACUUUCCAAGAUGGAGACAACAAUGAAAAUUUUGAAAACCCCAAAAAGAAAACUCGGGUUGCAAGAGAUAAUAAAAACAAGAAGAAUUCGCCACUAAAGAACCAGAAGAUGAUGAGUGCUACAAAUAGCAAUGAAGAUGAAACGGAAGAGAGACAUCAAAACAAUGAGAAAAUUACAAACAAAAAUAAUGGAAAAGGGAAUAUUGCACAAAGUCUUAGUUCUAGUUGCUCCGAAGACGAUUCAAAUGUUUCUCAAGAUUUAAAUGAAGGACCAAUUAACUUAACUGCGAAAACAAGAGCUGGUAGAGGCGCUGCAACUGAUCCGCAAAGCAUCUAUGCAAGGAAAAGAAGAGAAAGAAUUAAUGAAAGACUAAGAAUCCUUCAAAACAUUGUACCAAAUGGGACAAAGGUUGACAUUAGCACAAUGCUUGAAGAAGCAGUUCAUUAUGUGAAGUUCUUGCAGCUUCAAAUUAAGUUGCUGAGCUCCGAUGAUAUGUGGAUGUAUGCUCCAAUAGCAUAUAAUGGAAUGGAUAUGGGUCUCUACCAGAAUAUUUCACCCGCCAUAUAAAAGUCACCUUUAAGAACUUUUUGUUCAUUACCUAAUUAGUUACUUCACUCAAGAAACCAAAACAUAUUAUAUAAUCCGACGUGUAUUUAUAAUGUAAUUACGGAAUAUAUUUUUCUGGAUCAAGAUAUUGAUUUCAUGAGG
Molecule: messenger RNA, 1071 nt
Organism: Lactuca virosa
Lineage: Eukaryota; Viridiplantae; Streptophyta; Magnoliopsida; Asterales; Asteraceae
Source: the annotation of a GenBank genome assembly